GGGUGGGCCGGGGCGCGAGAUUCGUCCGCGGCCAGGCAUGCCGGGAGCCCCUCGGGCCGCCGCCGCCGCCGCCGCCACCUCCGCGCUGGCUGCCUGCGGGCGCCGCUGAGCAGGCUGGCGGAGAUGAAAUUCCCUUUCUCGGUGCUGGCGUCCGUGAGCCUCUUCUUUGCCGAGACGUUCGUGGCGCUCUACCUGAGCAGCACCUACCACCAGGCGGGCGACGGCAUCUGGCAGAAGCUCACCCUGUUCUUCUCGCUGGUGCCCUGCGUGCUGGUGCAGCUCACGCUCCUCUUCGUGCACCGCGACCUCAGCCGGGACCGGCCGCUUCUGUUCCUGCUCCACCUGCUUCUGCUCGGGCCCCUCUACAGGUGUUUUGAAGUCUUCUGCCUCUACUGUAAGUCGGGACAGAAGGAAGAGCCGUAUGUCAGCAUUACCAAGAAGCGGCAGAUACCCAAACAUGGCCACUCACAGGAAAUUGAGAAGGAAGUGGGCCAGGCCGAUGGCAAGAUAUUCACCCACCGAUCUGCAUUUAGCCGGGCAUCAGUGAUCCAGGCCUUCCUGGGCUCAGCCCCCCAGCUGACCCUGCAGCUGUACAUAUCUGUCUUGCAACAGAACAUCACUUUUGGAAGAAGUUUCUUCAUGUUCCUAUCUCUGUUGUCCAUUGUAUAUGGAGCUUUGCGCUGUAACAUCCUAGCCAUCAAGAUCAAGUAUGAUGAAUACGAGUUCAAGGUGAAGCCCCUGGCCUAUAUCUGUAUCUUCCUCUGGAGGAGCUUUGAGAUUGCUACUCGAGUCGUGAUCCUGGUCCUUUUUACCUCUGUCCUGAAGGCCUGGGUAGUAAUGGUUGUCCUCAUCAAUUUCUGUGGCUUCUUCUUCUACCCCUGGAUCAACUUCUGGUACAGCGGCUCCCCAUUCCCACAAAACAUAGAAAAGGCUCUCAGUCGGGUGGGCACCACCUGUGUGCUCAUCUUCCUCACCUUUCUCUAUGCUGGUAUCAACAUGUUUUGCUGGUCAGCUGUGCAGCUAAAAAUCGAUGACCCUGAACUCAUUAGGAAGUCACAGAGCAGGUACCAACCACUGAUGCACUACAUGCUGAGAUUCAUUGAAAAUGCCUUCCUUCUCCUCAUGUGGUAUCUUAACAAGACUGACAUCUAUAUGUAUGUGUGUGCCCCAUUCUUGUUUCUUCAGUUGCUUAUUGGGUAUUGCACUGGCAUUUUCUUCAUGCUGGUAUUCUAUCAGUUCUUUCACCCUUGCAAAAGGCUUUUUUCCUCCAGUGUUUCUGAAGGCAUUCGGAAAUGUCUGAGAUAUGUUUGCUGUAAAUGUAUGAAACACAAAACCGAGGAGAACACACAAAAUAAAAGCUCAUUCUCAAGCACGGAUGAUAUGCCUUCAGGCAGUAAUGUAGAGCCUUCCUUCCAUACUGCUGAGGAGUCAGUCACUGCUUAAUUGGACCCAGGUCUGUUGGCAUGUAGAUAGAUUGUUUUCUGGUCUGAACCAUUUCCAUAAUACAAGGAAUUAUCCUUGCACAAUAAAGAAAAAAUCGGAAGUUAGUUGCAACUCCUUUUGAGUUGUUCUCCUUUACAGAGCCUUUAGGCAAGUGGAAAACAGAUAGAGAAGUGAGUGUUGGAGGAUGCCUAGAAUACCAUCAUUCACAGUUGAAUGUGUUUCCUACAUGUUUCUGGCCUUUUCGCUGACAUAAUAUUCAAGUUACGCUGCUAUGAUCUCUCCAGUAAAAAGAGGACAAGAGAUUGAUUUAUUUGCUUUCUAGUUUUCUAGAUGACUUGUCUAGAUAAUGUUUUAUUUAAGGUUUAUACUCAAGAACUGUCCCAGUGACCAGACAGCAUUACUGGAGUCUUGCUGUCAGCAGCAUUAUUCCAGUGUUUAGGGGACACAGUCAAGCCAGAUGUUACAUUUUCAAAGCUUUGUGUACAUAACUGUUAGCUGCUCUGGUCUGCUUUAUCUGCUUCAAAUGUCUAGAAUUGGAUGUAUCCAAAUUUCCAAGUAUCAAUAGAUGUAAAAUUGAAUUCUAAAAAUGUUCAAUGGAAGUUCUAGAAUUUUAAGGAAGUUGUCUUCCUUCAACAUAUGUAAGGAAUUCUGGGAACAUAAAAGUGCCAUAUAUUUUUAGUCUUUCCAUUCCCAGAUAGAUGAAAAUGUGAUUCUGAAAGAAUGUAGUCUUAGCCCUCUUCAUGGCUCAGUCCUAUCCUGUUAAUUCUAUGAAAUUUGUAGCUGAACUUGCUAGGAUUGUCUUUUCUAAGAAGGGUGAAAAUAAAACUAUUAGUCUUAGCUUCUUUUUCCUUGCCUAUAAGGAUUGUUUCAGAUAAGAGUUACCUUGGUUAAUAUCUACUUUUUUAGAAAAUGCUACAAAAAUAUCUCUCCUAGCAUAGGUAUGUAGGACAUUUUAAGUUUCAUCAUUUUAAAGAAAAGAUUUUCUUCCAUCCAUUAUCAAACUACCCCAAAUUUAAUAUUAUCUUCAGAAGAUUAAAUUAUAUAAAAUGAUGAAAUUAUUAGAAGACUUGUCUUAAAUGCAUUUUGAUUUGGCAUGAUUGUGACUUAAUUUGACUAAAAUGUCCUGUUUUCUCUCUCCACCCCUGUCUUCUGUAUAAUUUCUUCCUGUUUGUUUUAUUAAGAUCCCUAUUUUUUAUUAUUUGGAUUCCUGUUUGUUUUAUUGAAGUACUAUGCAGCGUAUCUACAGUAAUUUUGUGGGGGAACCUCGAUCCAGUGUCAUAAUUCCUACCGCUAGUAUCUUAAAAAUAAAAUACUUAAAAACAGACCUGUCACUAACUAGGCUUAACAUUAUAUGUAGAGGCUAGUAUUUUCCAAAUUUGAUUUCAAAACUGUCUGAAGAACCACUAUAACUUUCAAAUUCAUUUGAAAUAAUUUUAAUAUAGAAGUUUGAUGAGCAUUUUGAAUUACCUCACACCAAACUGGCAGUGAUGGUCUGACUUUUCAAGUCCAGUAUAAGUCAUACAACAACAGAGUUGGUAAAUAAAUUGUUCAUUUUCUGGUUUAUUUUUUGAUAUACUUUUACUUUGGCAUCACCCUUUUAUUUUCAUUCACUUUGGAGAGGCAAAAGCACCACCCUCUGUCCAUAAUAAAACGUGUUCUUUUUGUUGUUUCUAUCUCUGAAAUGGCAGAACUAUUUAUUUAUACUAAGAGCUUGAUGUAGUAAAAACAAACAAACCAUCAAUUUCUUCAUGUUUUGAGCAUUAAAAUGUAGUUUUUUCUGCUAUAAUUCUCAUUUAUUAAACUCUCAGUGUGUUGUAUAAUUAAUUAUAUGCCAUAUUGGUUAUGACAGCUAUUCCAACUGAAUCGCUAUCAAUUGGCUAGAUGUAGGUGAAAAUUUCUUUAAAACAUUGAAAUAUGAUUACCAAACAUGUUUAGACUUUGUCUUUUCAUUACAAGAGUCAGUGCAUUUCAUUGCUGGUGAUAAUAGCAUUUCCCUACCCAUCCCUGCCAAUUACUUAAUUGCCUGAUGCCUGCGUUUCCUCACUUACAUCAUUCCAACCUACCUCAUAAAGUUAUUUGAAAGAUGUGAAAAUGCAUUGAAAUAUUUUAAAGUAUCUUGUUUAUUUAAGAAGUUACUAUAAGUGCUUCAGCUCCAUAAAUAUGUCAUUAUUUAUUUGGCUGUUAGAAAAGAAGCAGAUAGCAUCCUCUGUGUGAGUGUCAUGCCUUUGGGUUUCUGGAAGGCAAGUAUAAAUGGUUUCAGCUUAGCAAUUACCUCUUAACAUUAGUUGCUUGUAAAACUGUGCAUCCAAACACAUGGUACUUGAAGAAUAAAAGCCAACUAUAGUCUAAGAAAUUGCCUUUGAUGGAAAAUGAGUUUAUCAUUUUAAUAUCUGUUGUGUUUCAUAAAAGACAUAACAGUCUCUUUUGAAAAUGUGGGUUAUAGCUUGAACUCCUAAUGUGCUAACUAUAUUUGAAUGCGGAUUUAAUCUUUUCACCUUGUAAAUGAUAAAAUAAACAUUAUAAUUUAUUGUCAAAUAUAGCACUUCCUUAGAAACAACCUUAGAACAUUAAUGCUGUGGUUAUGAAUGUAUGUGUUGCUUCAUCUCAGCCAAUAAAUUGUGAAUGUGAAUAUUUGCUGGCUGUUUUCCUGCAGUCAUUGACUUGAAUAAGUAUUGUUUGUUUCUUCAUAUAAUAAAUGAAUUUUUCAGUUU
Suncus etruscus (white-toothed pygmy shrew) is the source of this 4154-nucleotide messenger RNA. RefSeq names its product X-linked Kx blood group antigen, Kell and VPS13A binding protein (gene XK). Gene Ontology annotation, cellular component: membrane. Lineage: Eukaryota; Metazoa; Chordata; Mammalia; Eulipotyphla; Soricidae. The transcript is spliced from 3 exons. The record is from RefSeq and is a predicted model, not a curated record. Bases 124 to 1443 code for a protein of 439 amino acids.